UCCCUCGGCCUCCUGAUGAAGGAGGGCGUGAUGAGCCGCCGCCGCUUCUCCACGUACAGCGGCACGGCGGCGUUCCGACCUCCGCACCCCGACGGACGCAAGCUCAUCCGCAACGCCUCCUUCGGGGGCUACAACGAGCUGCCGCCACUGCCAGGUUUCGAGAGAGGGAAGGAGGACCUCUUGCCUCUGCCUUUGAAAGAGGACUCACAUUCCAUAUCCAAGAGCAAGUCUGAGACCAAGUUGUACAAUGGCUCAGACAAAGACGUGUCGACCUCCGGAGGAAAACUCACCAAGAAGGAGUCGCUCAAGGUGCAGAAGAAGAACUACAGAGAGGAGAAGAAGAGGGCGACCAAGGAGCUGCUCAGCACCAUCACGGACCCGUCUGUCAUCGUCAUGGCCGACUGGCUCAAGAUCCGGGGCACUCUGAAGAGCUGGACCAAGCUGUGGUGCGUGCUGAAGCCGGGCGUCCUGCUCAUCUACAAGACCCACAAGAACGGCCAGUGGGUCGGCACGGUGCUGCUCAACGCCUGCGAGCUCAUCGAGAGGCCCUCCAAGAAGGACGGCUUCUGCUUCAAGCUCUUCCACCCGCUGGAGCAGUCCAUCUGGGCCGUCAAGGGUCCUAAAGGAGAAGCAGUGGGCUCCAUCACUCAGCCAUUACCCAGCAGCCACCUCAUCUUUCGCGCCACCUCAGAGUCUGACGGGCGGUGCUGGAUGGACGCCUUAGAGCUGGCCCUGAAGUGCUCCAGCCUGCUGAAGAGGACGAUGAUCCGCGAGGGCAAAGAGGACCUGAGCACCGUGGCCACCGGAGGAGAACACUCCAUCAACUUCUACAGCCUCCUCCGAGCGCACAACAUCCACGGCUUCCAGUUCAACGACAGCGACCACCUGAAGGACCCGGACCUCUACUCGGACAAGUCGGACCGGGAGGGCGAGCAGGACCACGAGGAGUCGGACCCAGAGGGCCUGGAGAAGAGCGAGGAGAGCGACAGCGACACGUCGGAGCGGCAGGACGACUCCUACAUCGACCUGGACCCCAACGAGCACCUGAGGGAAACCCCGUACCUGGAGCAGUCCCACGAGGAGCUCGGAGAGGCUGGUGAAGCUGCCCAGACUGAGACGGUGUCGGAGGAGAACAAGUCUCUGAUCUGGACUCUGCUGAAGCAGGUGCGGCCCGGCAUGGACCUGUCCAAGGUGGUGCUGCCCACCUUCAUCCUGGAGCCGCGCUCCUUCCUGGACAAGCUGUCUGACUACUACUACCACGCAGACUUCCUGUCCGAGGCUGCGAUCGAAGAGAACGCCUACAACCGUCUGAAGAAGGUGGUGAAGUGGUACAUCUCUGGGUUCUACAAGAAGCCAAAGGGGUUGAAGAAGCCGUACAACCCCAUCAUUGGAGAGACGUACCGCUGCAUGUGGCUCCACCAGAACACCAACAGCAAGACCUUCUACAUCGCAGAGCAGGUCUCCCAUCAUCCUCCGGUCUCCGCCUUCUACGUCAGCAACAGGAAGGACGGCUUCUGCCUCAGCGGCAGCAUCCUGGCCAAGUCCAAGUUCUACGGAAACUCCCUGUCGGCCAUCUUGGACGGGGAGGCUCGGCUGAACUUCCUGAACCGAGGGGAGGACUACGUGAUGAACAUGCCCUACGCUCACUGCAAAGGCAUCCUGUACGGCACCAUGACCCUGGAGCUGGGCGGCCAGGUGACCAUCGCGUGUGAGAAGACGGGCUACAGCGCGCAGCUGGAGUUCAAGCUGAAGCCCUUCCUGGGCAGCAGUGACAGUGUCAACCAUGUCUGUGGAAAGAUCAAGCUGGGGAAGGAGGUGUUGGCGACGCUUGAAGGACACUGGGACAGCGAGAUCUUCAUCCACGACAAGAAGACGGGGACGGUGGACACCUUCUGGAACCCGACCACGGAGCUGAGGCAGAGCCGCCUGACGCGCUGCACCGUCCCCCCAGAGGAGCAGGGGGACUCGGAGUCAGAGAGGCUCUGGCAGCACGUGACGCGGGCCAUCAACAACAAGGACCAGACCGAGGCCACCAAUGAGAAGUUCAUCCUGGAGGAGGUCCAGAGGAAGUCCGCCAGAGAACGGAAAGCCAAGUGCGAGGAGUGGAACCCCGCUCUGUUCGAGCAGGACCCCGUCACCGGAGAGUGGCACUACAGAUAUGCAGACACGAGGCCGUGGGAUCCGCUCAACGACUUGAUCCAGUUCGAGAAAGACGGCUGUAUCCAGACCAAGGUCCGGCACCGCACCCCCAUGGUACGUUCUGGCAGUCUUAUUAGUCUGAGUAACCAGGGGCCGCGGAGGGACAAUUGCAAGUGCCAGGUAGGUCGUCCCGAUCGAAACGCCACACACACAAUGACCACGCAGCUCGCCACGCAGCACCUGGUGCUCCAACUCCAUUGUCGCUUCUCUCUUGUGUCGCGAUCGCCGUUGUCGCUUCCUCCUCUUUUCUUUUCUGUUCCUCCCGCCAGCUGCUCUCUGUGCGGGGGGCAGCUGAUGUGUGUGCACGUGAAGUUAAGUCAGAGUGCACGUGAAGUUGUGUCAGAAGCUGCAGCCAUCUUGUUUCCCUCAGGACACAAGAUGAAACACAGCAGCCGGCUGAGGAAGAAAGGAGCCGACCUCAGCGAGCUGCAGAGCGCCGUGGACGCCAUCAAGCAGACGCAGGAGGACAUCAACAGGAACAUCGGCGUGCUGCGGAGUCGGGCCGCCGGCCGGGCGGAGGGCGGCUCCUUCCUCCAGCAGCGCGACUACGUCAUCAUCGCUCUGCUCAUCCUCCUCCAGGUCUUCAUCAACUACGUCUUCAAGUAGCAGCCACACCCCGAGGAGAGGACACACACACACACUCACACACACACACACACACACACUCACACACACACACACACACACACACACACACACACACACACACACACACACACAC
Molecule: messenger RNA, 2920 nt
Organism: Pseudoliparis swirei
Lineage: Eukaryota; Metazoa; Chordata; Actinopteri; Perciformes; Liparidae
Gene: osbpl8
Product: oxysterol binding protein-like 8
Exons: 20
Coding region: 16-2805 (929 amino acids)
Cellular component (GO): intracellular membrane-bounded organelle; cytosol; membrane
Molecular function (GO): cholesterol binding
Source: RefSeq, a predicted model, not a curated record